This is a messenger RNA of Protopolystoma xenopodis, 519 nucleotides long. The record is from the annotation of a GenBank genome assembly. NCBI's taxonomy places the organism in Eukaryota, Metazoa, Platyhelminthes, Monogenea, Polystomatidea, Polystomatidae.
UUUAUUGCCGAUCAUAUAACACGCCGCGAUGUUCUUUUGGUAUUCGGUGAUCAUGGAAUGACACCAACUGGCGAUCAUGGUGGCGACACACCCGCUGAACUGGAUGCCGGUCUACUAGUCUACUCUCCACGAGGCUUUCCUCUACUCUUUUCUGGCCCCGAAAAUCCAACUCAGAACAAGAGCUGUAAAACCGGAUCCAAAGACGCUAGAGAAGCCACAGAAUGCACCGAACUCUCUUUCUUUGAUCGUCUGCCUGGUAAAGAAUAUGUGGAUGCCGAUACAGGGCUAAUGGGCCCAUACUUUGGUCUACCAAGAGUCAAAAACGUUUAUGCAUCUGCUGUACAGCUAUCUCUUGGCUCUCACCAUGUCCUGGCCCAAGUGGACCUAGUACCUCUGCUCUCGACCUUCUCAGGUACACCAAUACCAUUUUCUAACCUGGGCAUUAUCGAGCCCAGCCUUCUCUCCAGCGAGGCCGAAGUCAUGUGGGCAGUGGCGGCCAACACGAGACAGGUUAUUUGA